This is a messenger RNA of Paramuricea clavata, 1616 nucleotides long. NCBI's taxonomy places the organism in Eukaryota, Metazoa, Cnidaria, Anthozoa, Malacalcyonacea, Plexauridae. The record is from the annotation of a GenBank genome assembly.
AUGCUAUCUUCCUUCAACGUUUCUGCUGUAGUCGGUGGUCCUUUGUUUGGUCGUAUUGUAGACUGGAUUGGACAUCCACGCCUUGUUUUUCUUUUCACUUGUUGGUUGAAAGUCGUCUCAUACAUACUCUACAGCAUUAACAUCUCAGCAGUUUUCCCUCUGGUUGGCAGACUGGUCAGUGGACUGGGUUCUGGGGGCGGUGUUGCAAUUAUUCUUGGUCAGGUAGCCAUACAAACCGACGUUGAAGAGCGUGGAACAAUAUUUGUAUUGCUCGAAGCUGUAUAUUGUGUAGGAGCUACUGUUGGUCCCGGCGUUGGAAGCUUUAUUGCAUUUGAUGUUACAAUUUGGGGAUGGCAUAUCAACCAAGGCAACUCACCGGGGAUUAUAUUAACCAUAGUGUGGAGUAUUUUCUUGAUUGUGACAAUAUUAUUACCUAAGGACAUUUGGAUUGAAAUUGUAACUGUUCAGAAAGAAAUCGUGAGCGAAGAUGUAGGAAGAAUCGCCGUUGAUCGAACUUUUACCGAAGAUGAUCCUAAAGGUGAUCGAAGAUUGACCGACGUCCACCCGAAAGGCGACCGAAGUUUGGCCGAGUACGAUCUGAAUGUCGAUCGUCACCUAACCAAAGAUGAUGCGAUCGCCGAUCCCGAAGAUGACCGAAUCAAACCGAGUGGUCACCGAACUGUUGCCGAUCAUGAUGACGAAAGCAAGACGAAGAUUGAAUGGAACUCGCGCAUUUUCUGUCUGCUUUACCUGACAUUUGCAAGCGAAUUUUUCUCGAGUACUGCGACAUUCUAUGUCCCCGUUUUGGCAUUGAACCAUUUUCAUCUUGAACUAAUCUACGUUAAACUACUCUUCCUGAACUGCACUCUAUUUACUUUGCUUGUUUUCAUUCUACUCUCGCUCGUCUCGGACUAUUUUGAUGAACGUAAAUUAUUCCUGGUUGCUUUGUCGAUGCAAAUUGCCGCCAUCUCAGUGCUAACAUCGAUUGGAUUCACCUGGGAUCGCAUCACAAGUACUCAAAACUACAUAUUAUUGCUGUACAUAUGUCUUGGCAUGCCUUACUUCGCUUUUCCGUUCAGUAAUUCCAUUCUAUCGAAGAUCACUGACGCGCGCAACGCGUCGUUCUAUCAAGGCAUGUCCUACGCAGCAUUGCAAUCGGGGAUCCUGAUCAGCCGUGUCGCUGUCAGUUUCGUGAACACAAAAGAAAGUUUGAUCAUUUAUUGUUUUGUCUUAAUGUUUCUCUGGUCGCUUGGGUUGAUAUGGUUUGCUGUACAUUACAAGCAAUUUGUUGCGAGCGAAGAAAAACAUCAAUAGAUUCUUAGGAAAUUGACUGUGAUUUUAGCUUUAAAGUCAUUCUUCAUGAAAUGUUUGAAUGUUUCUGAUUUACAGUUAUAUUUUUAUUUAAAAAAAACUUCUAUCAAUCGAAUCAGGGCUGCCGUACAUAGGGUGCUUUCAGAGGCUGUUACUCAUUGCGAAGAUUGAUUUUUUAAAGCUCUGAGGCUGGAAAAGCAAAAUAUGUUUUCUAUUUAUCAGUAAGAAAAUCAUGUAAACCUUCUGAUAAAGGUACGUAUAAGUUAGGUGCAUGUGAUCAUACGCAAUGCCAGUAUGUUAUAAAU